AUGUUCCCGUUUUUAGCACCAAUUCGAUCAGCAAAUCAUGUAGAGCAACAAGGCACAAAGUACUACGUAGAAAUCACAUUUCUAGCAGAUUCUCCAUAUUCUAGAGCUCCAUCGAGCACUGGCACCGAGAAAUCUGUAAUUCCAACGCUCAGGAAUCUGGAUGACCUGGAGACUGUUUCUAAUAAAAGUAGGAGUAGUGAAGGAGUGAAUAAGCUAGGGAGCCGUCCGAACAGCCGAAGCUCGGCAAUUGUUAAAAAGACGAGUGUGUCCUCACUGCCAACGUCGGCCCGAUCCGAAGGAAAAUCCUCUCCGAUUCCGGUUAAAGAUGCGAUUCCGGCUCCAGCGCGGCACAAGAACAAGGGUCUCGAGAUGUCGUCGGCAAUGAUGGAGCUAUUUGGUGGCGGAGGCAGCACGUCACCAGCGCCAUCAAAACGAGAAAACCCAGCCGACGCGCCAUCCGAUCGUGUUGUAAGCAAUGCUAAACUCUCUCAGCCUGGCCCAGAAUGGUUUGAAGGGUUCGAACAGAUGGAUAUGACGGAUAUUGAACUACCCCCCGACCCGAACUGCCCGGCGGAAAAGGUGUUGCGCGGAGAAAAAUCGACGCCAGACUUCGAUUCGGAUUGGCAAGAAGCGAAAGAAGACGUUUUAGAUCCUCAAAGCUACCCGAAAAGCUUCAACCCCGCCGAAUCGCUUCCCGGUCCAGAUAUUGGCGCCGGCGUUGACGAUGAGGAAGAGCCUGAGGCUGAAGCUCAAGAAAUGGAAGAGCCUCAAUACGAAUCGAAAGUGGACGAAAAAGACGACGACGACAAUGGCUCUUCUUCCUCCAAAAAGGGUCAUCCUUCCGAAGACGGAGAUAGUACAAGAAAUGGAGAGACGCCGACAGACCGACGAAAUAGUGGGGCGAUUGAAGAGACGGCAGACGGUGAGAGCUCUGCGCAGUCGGCUGCUGAGAAGAAGAAUAGUGGAGACGACGGCAACGGAGGCGGCGGUGAAAUGUCGAUUUUGCUCGUCAAAAAUGCUCAAAUUGUCAAUGACGAUGCGAUUUUUGUAGCUGAUAUUCUGAUUGAAGAUGGAAUUAUUCAAAACGUCGCCCCAAACCUCGAAGCUCCAGAAGGCGCCGAAGUGCUCGACGCCGCGGGAAAGCUCGCCCUUCCCGCCGGAAUCGAUGUCUACACUCAGGUCACCGAUUCUUCCGUCGAUGAUCUCUCGACUGGCUGUAAAUCUGCAAUCGCUGGCGGUACCGGAACCAUCGUUGAAGUCGUUCGGCCACGUGGCGCCGAAUCGGUGGUCUCGGCUGUUAAGCGGGUGAAAAAUCAACUGGAAAAGUCUGGAAUCUCGUGCCACGUGGCACUUUCUGUGGCGAUUACGGAUUUCUGUGAGCAAGAAAUGUCGGAGCUCGUGAAAAACGAAGGAAUCAAUAGUUUUGUGCUCGACGGUGUCUCCCUGACAGACGAUAAGCUCCUUGAGCUCUUUGAGCACGUAAAACGGCUCGGAGCCCUAAUCCGUGUAGUCCCGGAGAACAAGUCGAUCGUCGCGAUGCUGGAGAAAAAGAUGCUGAAGCUCGGAGUCACUGGGCCCGAAGGCUUCCCACAGUCGCGGCCUGAAAGCCUGGAAGCUGAUAGGGUUAGCGGAGUCUGUGUACUCGGGAAUCUGGCUUCCUGUCCGAUUUCCAUUGUGCAGGUCUCGUCAGCAGACUCUCUGGCGGCGAUAGAGAAGGCCCGGGCUUCAGGAGCUCUGGCUCACGCUGAGAUUGCAUCGGCUGCUGUGACGGCUGAUGGCUCGGCACUUUUCAGUCAGGAUUUGAGAUUUGCGUCGGCUCAUCUGACGGAUGUUCCACUGAGACGUGGGGCUCCGGAUCGGAUGAUCGGAGCACUUUCGACGCAGCCUCUGGUGGUUUGUACGUCCGGACAUCGGCCGGUCAACUCGGCGACCAGAGUAGCGGCCAAGGAUUUUGCCAUCGCGCAGAAGGGAUCUACGGGAGCCGAAGAACGCAUGGCAGUCGUAUGGGAACGGGCGGUACGAAGCGGUCGAAUCGAUGCGAUGCGUUUCGUGGCGGUCACCUCAACGAACGCUGCGAAAAUGUUCAAUAUGUACCCGAAAAAGGGCCGAAUUGCAGUCGGCGCCGACGCUGAUCUCGUAAUUUGGGAUGCCAGUGGAAAGCGAGUCCUCGAGUCGAGCCGAGCACAGAGCUCACAGGAGAAUUCGAUGUACGACGGGCUCACUGUGCAUUCGGUGGUGACGGCGACGAUUGUUGGCGGAAAAAUUGCCUAUCAGAAUGGAGAAGUUCGGGAGGCACCGGUAGCCGGAGGUUUUCUGCGUCUCUCGCCAAAUUCUCCCUAUCUCUUCAGUAUGGUUGGGCAGAGGGAUAAGUUCGCCAACGUGGAGCGUGUCGAACGAGAAGCCUCCUCACAACAACAAAAACCCCAACAAAACGGUCACCACAAGAAUUCGGGAGAUUUUGAUCGAAAUCGCACCAAAGUAAUGGAAUCUUCCAUCGAUUUUGGCGGCUCCGCGGCGAAUCGGCCCAGGAAUCCACCCGGCGGACGGACUACAGGGUUUUGGUAGCCCGAAAGCUCCUCGAAAAAUGCCAAAAAUUCAUAAUUUACUAUUACUAGUCAUAAUUGUAUUAUUCUAAUCCAUGUUUCCCCCUCCACAAAAAAUGAGCUUUUUCUCCAAAUUUCCUUUUUCCCAUCGAGAGGAAAAAGAUAUUAUCACCGCAGAAAACAAUUUUAAAAACAUUCCACUUUAUUUUUAGUAUUUAUUUAAAUUUUUGGCGUUAAAAUCAUGUUUUUCGACUUCAAAAUGCUCCAAAAUCACUCCAAAAAUUCGAGAAACGGACAAAAAAUUCAGUUAAAAUCUGAAUUUUUUUCUGAAAAAUAACGUGGUUUCAGGUUGUCCCAUCACGGUGUGAUCUACAAAAAUGCGGGAAAUGAGAGAAAACUCUCGAAUUUUUUGUAGAUCAAACCGUGAUGGGACAACCUGAAACCACGUGAAAAAUUCGAAUUUUUUUUUGCUAAUUUGCCUGUUUUUCGGAUUUUUUUUCCCAUUUUCACUACGACAAUCUGUAUUUUUGAGCCAUUUUUUUGAGUAUUUUAACGUUGAAAAAUCGUAUUUUGACGCUAAUAUUUAUUUUACUUUGUAAUAAUUUAUAAUUACACCUGCAUAAUUUUUUUCUUUUUUUCUAUGAGCUUGUAUUGAUCUUUUUCGCAUUUUUUUUGUACCCCUUCCCCUCGUUUUUAAUGUCGAUUUUUGCUAGGUGGCCGCGAAAUUGUAAAAAAUCGGUCAUGUGUCGAUUUACGCAGCUCGUGUAGUCUGAAAAUCUGAAAAUUCUCAUAUUUUCGUUUAAAGUUGGUUGAAAAAUAGAGAAUUUUACAUGAAAACUGAAUAAUUUGAGAGCAAAAAAAUUUAAUUUUAACUGUUUUGCAAAAUUUCGACUGAAAUUCAUCUUUAUUGCAGCAAAAAUUGCAAAAAAUCAAGCAUUUCAGUCACAAAAGCUCCGCAUAAAUCGACCUAAAACACUUUUUUCGAACCACAUGGCAAAUGUCGAUCCCUUCCCCCAACUUUACACAUAAAUAAAGGAAUUUUAUGGGCUAAA
This is a messenger RNA of Caenorhabditis elegans, 3595 nucleotides long. RefSeq names its product Protein unc-33 (gene unc-33). Lineage: Eukaryota; Metazoa; Nematoda; Chromadorea; Rhabditida; Rhabditidae. The coding region runs from base 1 to 2565 and encodes 854 amino acids. The record is from RefSeq and is marked reviewed. Gene Ontology annotation, cellular component: axon; dendrite. The transcript is spliced from 10 exons. Gene Ontology annotation, molecular function: hydrolase activity, acting on carbon-nitrogen (but not peptide) bonds; hydrolase activity.